This is a messenger RNA of Nicotiana tabacum (common tobacco), 2745 nucleotides long. The record is from RefSeq and is a predicted model, not a curated record. Lineage: Eukaryota; Viridiplantae; Streptophyta; Magnoliopsida; Solanales; Solanaceae.
AUGGAUCUUAUGAACAGUAAUGAUACAACCAGAAAUGAACUGAACAAAGGACAAGUUGAGUACAUUAGAUGGAUGGGGAUGCACGAUGACAUUCUCAGACAGAAAGCUAGGGUGAACUGGUUUGAAGAAGGAGAUGCUAACACUAAAUACUUCCAUAGCACCAUCAGAGGGAGAAGGAGAAGGCUGCAAAUUCUUAAAAUCAAAGAUCAUAGAGGCCAAUGGAUUGAGGGGGAUGCUAAUAUUGGCAAGGAUAAUGAAAGUCUCACUGCCAUUCCUGACACAAAGGAGAUUAGAUAUGUUGUCUUUAACAUGGAUCCUGACAGUGCAGCAGGACCAGAUGGUUAUAAUGGGAAAUUCUUUCAAUCCUUUUGGGAUAUCAUUAAGGAGGAUAUCACUGAUUUUGUUCAAGCUGUUUUCAAUGGCAGGAGGCUCACUAAAUUUUUUUCUCAUACUUGUUUAGUUCUUAUUCCUAAAGUUGAUUCCCCUAAUAGUUUCUCCGACUUGAGACCUAUUAGUUUGAGUAACUUUACUGCCAAGAUUAUCUCCAAGAUCCUUUCCAGAAGGCUGAAUCCUAUUCUUGGGAAGCUUAUAUCAGAGAAUCAAAGUGGCUUUGUGAAAGGAAGAUUGAUCACUGAAAAUAUCCUUUUAUCUCAGGAGAUUGCUCAGGGCGUGAACAAGAAGAACAGAGGAGGCAAUGUUAUUAUAAAACUUGACAUGGCAAAAGCUUAUGAUAGAAUUUCCUGGACCUUUUUGAUAGCAGUUAUGCGGAAAUUUGGUUUCUAUGAGAAUUGGAUUGACAUGAUCUGGGGACUUCUACAAGAUAUAUGCAUGGAUUCGAGAGGUCCGAUGAUCAAUCAUUUAGCCUACGCUGAUGAUAUUGUUAUAUUCUGUGGUGGAAACAAUAUGACUCUUAAGUUAAUCAAAAAGGUUAUUGACAUGUAUGGAAAGGCUUCUGGGCAGAAAGUUAACAACGAUAAGAGCUUCUUUAUCACAGCCCCUCACACAUGCGCUGCUAGAAUCAAUAGAAUUAGGAAUGCUACAGGCUAUAUGGAUAAGUCUUUCCCUUUCACUUAUCUGGGAUGCCCCAUUUAUUUUGGGAGGAAGACUAGCAAUCUUUUUGACGGUAUGCUCUCUAAGGUGGUCAAGAAACUUAAUGGAUGGCAAGCCAAUAUGAUGUCCUCUGGAGGGAGAAUGAUCUUGAUUAAACAUGUCUUACAAUCACUCCCCACAUACAUCCUUUCUGCUAUGAACCCUCCUAAAGGAAUUACUAAGCUCAUGGAGAAACACUUUGCAAACUUCUUUUGGGGCACAAAUGAAGGUAAAAACAAAUAUCAUUGGUCUUCAUGGAAUAAUCUUUGUCUCCCCAAAGAAGAGGGAGGAGCCGGUGUCAAAAAAAUGGAGGAUAUCAUAGAUACACUUAACAUUAAAAGAUGGUGGAGAUUCAGAACUCACCCCUCUCUAUGGGCCAACCUUCUCAAGAAUAAAUAUUGCAAAAGAGCCCAUCCAGUGAACAAAAAGUCAAAUCCCUCUGAUUCUCAUAUUUGGAGAAACAUGCUCAAAAUCAGACACAAAGCAGAGGAAAACAUUAGAUGUGAAAUACAGAAAGGUAAUUGUAGCUUUUGGUGGGAUAACUGGACAGGUAAAGGUGCAUUGGCCAACAUAUUACAAGGUAGUGGAAGAUUCUCUAAAGUACAGGUGAAAGACUUCAUAAUUAAUGGAGAAUGGACUAUUGUCAAACUCAACGAUGUUCUUCCCGUGCAUAUUAUGGAUAGUGUUGCUCAACUGGAUAUAGGUGACCCAAAUGAGGAUGAUUUCCCGGUAGAAAUAGUUCAACAUGUCUUUAAUAGUAGUAAAGCUGCCAUCUUCAUAUGGAACAACAUAGGUAAUGCAUUUGGAAUCAAACAUCAGCAGAAGCCUAUUAUUGCUACCUUCAAAAGAUGGUGGGAAACAACGGCCAACAAUAAAGUGCACAAUCAAAUGCUUCAAAUAGCUCCUACAACCAUAUGCUGGGAACUGUGGAAACAAAGAAAUACAUGCAAAUAUGAAAAACAAAAGAAGUUUCAGCUGAACUCGAUGAGACACCAAAUCACAUGGACAUUGAAAACGGCUAUCUCCAACAUGGUACCAGGUGAAUACACUCAGAUGGAAUGGCCUUUAUUAUGUGAUAAGGUCGAGAGACUCAGACCAUAUCAGAAAUGGAUACAAGUUACAUGGGAGUCUCCACUAGCCGGCACUAUCAAAGUUAAUACGGAUGGAAGCUUUUACAAAGAAAGUGGUAAGGCAGGCAUUGGAGGGGUGGUCAGGAACAGUCAAGGGGACCUUAUUGCGGCUUUUUCUAUUCAUAUCAGCUGUGAUGAUCAUACCAUAGUAGAGGCUAAAGCAGCAGAGUUUGGAGGGAAAUGGUGCAGUCAGAAUGGAUACACUAAUUUCUCUAUCGAACUGGACUCAAAGAUCAUAGUGAAUAUGCUCACGGAUGAAAAUCCUAACGACAUGCAGAUUAAAAAGGUUAUAGACAGAGCCUCCCUCAUCAUUAAACAAACUAGAGCUACGGUCAGGCACUGUUUCAGAGAGGGGAAUCAGGUUGCGGAUUGUCUUGCUAAAUUGGCUACAACCACAAAUCAGAGAAGGUUGUAUCACUCACUCCAAGAAUUGCCUAGCAAUGCAAAAGGACUCUUUCUCCUUGAUAAAUGGCAACUUCCCAGUAUAAGGACAAAGUAUGAAAAAUCUAAUUUUUUUGUUAGUUAA